GCCACGUGACAAGGAGAGCAAAGUCAGACGUGUGAGCACGCGCGUUGUGAUUUGAUUUUGUUUUGUGUGCAAUAGGAACUUCACCGGCCCCUGUGUAAUGCCCCUGUGUGCGGGCUUCCCGCUUGACUCGUCUUCACUGCGAGUAGCCUUGCUUCCUGGAGCGUGACUCGCCUGCGGCGAUCCGAGAGACUGGUUGCUGUUGCUGAUGAUUGCUGUUUCCUGGACUGUCGGUGAAGAUGUUGUUGCGGCCGCUUUGUGGGUGACUACGUAAUGUCUGUCGCCAAGCUGACUACAUGGAACUCAAGACUGCCAUUGUCUCUGGUUUAAUUCACAGUCGGUGAACCUCUAUGCAAAGUGCUUAAAAUAUUUACGAAAAGUGCUUAGAACUGAAUGACGACUGUGUGAAAAAAAUCAAGUUGACAUGUUGUAAACAAAAAACUAUAAUCCUUUUCUCUCGAGUUUAUUUUGAAAAAAUGACCAAAGGACUUCUCUUAAAACUCAAUCCUUUUCCCUUUUGGUGCUACGUGUUUUAGUGGAAAUUCCUACAAACAUUCUAAUCAACUGCCAAAGAAUUACUUAACUAAUAGUAAAAUUAAGAAAGUAUUCUCGGGACAAUAUAUACAACUGUCUGUCUUUUAAACUAGGUAUAUAUAACUUUUAUUGUCCAUUUAGUGUGCGAAUAGUCCGACUAAAAAAGACAAAAAACAUAUUUAACAACUUUUGUAUUAGUUUAGACAAACUUUGGUCAUGUAAAAACAACUGUGACUCAACUGAUGACGUCCAUAUAUUAAAUUAAUUGAAGUAAAACUUGUUAAAUAAAUCCUAUUAUUAUAAAUCUACAGUAACAGUCAAGUUAUUACUCUAAACAUGCACUUGCCUUCAAGUAGAUAACAGCUAAGAUAAACCUUAACCAUCUUGUCUCGGAACAGGAAAUCACACCAACCUUUCACAGUUGCCACAUAAUCAUUUUACAGUGUUUACAUGUAGCGAAAUAAAAAGUCGGUAGCUUGAAAUUAGUAGUUCAUUAAGCUUUUAAAUGGUGCGAAUGUACUAUAACUGGGCUACAGAAACGGUGUUGCAGUCACGCCAAAUUAUGGUUACGCAACACCUUUCAAAUUUAACAGUGAUAAGGUUUUGGAUGCAACUCCUAGUGAUAUGAAUAAUAAUUAUAUUAGCACGAGUGAGAAAACACGUUCGGAAAGGUUGGCCCAAUUAAUUGUAUACAGUUUUAUUAAUUACCUAAUAUUUAUACUAUUAAGUUAUAACAAUUGAAUUUUCUAUUAAAAAAGUUAUGGCUCUUUUAUAAGUUCCUCAAUUUACUGUCUCCACUAUAGCUUGGCUCGAAAGUGGUUGUCCUACUGCUCACGUAUUACCGCUCACCUCUGUGCUCAACACACUGCCUCGCACUGCUCACUCGUCCGCCGCGCACACAACAGCUGUCAGAUGCUUCGGUCCCCCAGCACCAGUCUCGUCGCCCUCCCUCGCUCGCCAAGAGCUCACUCGCUCUGCCCUUCGCUGCCUCGGAGGCUGGCGUCGCCGUGUAUACACCCCUCAGCCGCCAUCAGUGUGGUGUCCGGGUCUACUUGACUGCCCUAGCUCCUGCCGAAUAACAGGCAAGAGAAGCUGCUGUUCAUGCUAUACGAAAUCACAAAAUGUAAUAAAUAAAUGUCCACUGACAGUAUUUCUUAAAUAUCUAAAAAAAAAAAAAAAAAGGUGGAUCGGAAAGAUUGACGAAAGAGGAAAAAUAUAAUUUGAAAAAUUACAGGAGAGAAAUAUUAUAACAUUGCAGGUUUUUCGUUCUAUGACCCAGGUAAUUUUUAAGUUAAGCUGUAAUUACUAAGUAAACUAUAAAAUAUGUUUACCACACAGAACUAUUUCAAGAUUAUAUUAAAAAAUAUACCUAGAGUGAAUUAUAUAAUUACAUACCUUAUUAACUUUAUCACUUAAUUAGAUUGGAUAAAUAUUAAUUACUCGCUUUAGAAUAUAAUGUGACUUUCUUGUGAAGACUAUAGCUAUAAUUUUCUCCAAUCACCACAAGAAGGUUAUUACUUACGUAAUAACUUUUGUCGCAUGUUUUUGCUGCAUAACGAUCAUUAAAUUUUCUCCAUUAAUUAGAUACUUAAAAAAACCCACACAAAUACGCAACACAUUCAGAUGUAAAAUUUCUUUAAGUAUUUGUUCCGGCUAGAUAGUUCAGUGUAAAGAACAAGGUCGUUAAUGUCAAGACCUCUGAGUUACGAUUGUUCGAUAGUCUAAUUAUUAUUCAUGCCCUUUACGUCACGUCGGUUUAUGCUCUCUAACGGUAGUGUAUAAAACAGUUCCGUAGGGGACUGCUCUUUAUAUUCUGUCUAACUAGACUCAUUACUUGGUUAAAGGCUUUAAUAUACUGAUUCACGCUAUAUUGUGCUAGCUAAGACCACGGAUAAUAAAGAUGGUGUUACAAACACAUAAUGAAGAUAUGACUACUAUACACUGAGAAAGUUUAACAUAUUAAACUUUAAAAUUUAAGUUUCUUAAAGUUUUAAAUCAAUGUGUUGAUUGGUUCACUGCUGCGUUGAAGCCACGUCUCCAGACGCAUCAGACACAUAAACCAAACAUAAAUGUAGAAUAAAUCAACAAAAUACAAUGUUCUUUACAUGAAAAAGCUUGAGAAUUAUUAUGUCUCUAAUAAAACGUUUGUUAUUGAAUAUGUAACUCAAUCGUUUGCUCCUUAGAGGGGUAUUAUAAAUUCAGAUAAACGGCAGAUUCGGAGGAAUAGAAUUUUGUUGACAUUUAGAAUCGUUUAAGUUAUUAAGACAAUAUUGCUGUAGAAGGUAUAAAUGUUAAUAAAAUCACUUCUGUAGGUAAACAAACAUAAGAAUCUUUAUCUGUAAGACGUUUCGGUGCAAUUAGUAACCAUAUUUUCCCCUUUUUACACCUUAGGGAUUAAAUUAAACAAAAUGGUACAGUUGUUAUUGGUGGUUUUUGUAUAUUUAUUAUUGGUACCUCAUAUUUUUGUAAUGCUUUAUUAGUUUUGGAUAUAUAAUUAUAUAUCUUAAAACCUCAUCUAUCCCUUUUCACCCCUUAAGAGUUGAAUUCCGAAAAAUUAUAGAAAUUUUGUUGCAUGAUAAAGUAUAUGCAUAAUAAUAUUUGGAGGUACAAUUAAUCAUCUGAAAACCAUAUUGACACCUUCAUCACUGAUUAAGGAUUGGAUAUCGCCAAAUGGUUAAAUUGUGGUGGGUUUAUUUUAUGUGUUAGUUAUGGCUACCUAUUAUCUUUUCUUAUGCAUGAUUAUCUUCUGAGAUAUAAUUAUCUUAAAUCAUAUUUACCCUUUUUUUCCCUAUUAAGGGCAGAAUUUUUUUUAUUAUAUAUAGUCUAGUGUUUAAGUAAGGCAAAUACAUUUUUUUAUUUUCAAACUAUUUAAGAGCCCAAUUCCAAUAAUUUGUUGUUUUUUUUUCUUUCGAAAAUUCAUUCAACGUAAAAUAUUUUCACCCCAAAUACUUUUAUUAUAAGUAUAAUUCCUUUUGUCCCCAGAUUUUGAUAAAAUUUAAAUGAUAAUAAACGAAAUUAAAAAUUUAAAUUCAUUUUAAGGUGUUAUUUUUGACCACGUAUACAAAGAAGUAUAAAAAUAUUUGAUCAUUAUUAUUGUUAAUUAUGUAGAUGAAAGAGUAAAAAUUAUGUACUAUAUUGUCUAAAAAUUCACUUUUACGAGGUUUUAAAUAAUCUAUAUAUAAUAACUAGUAAUCAAGGUAGAUUUUAAACACUUAAAUUAUCUACUACAUUGCUAAAUUAUCUUAGUCUAUACAAUAUAUAGAUAAAUUACUUUUAGUUUUACCUUAAUUUAAUUACUGUUGAUAAUAUGAUCUUCUAUAAGGGGAAUAACGCCUUUGCCUAUCCAGCUAUAACCUUUUAAUUUAAAAAUGUGUUAAAUUUACUGUGUAAUUUUUGUUUUCAAAUAAAAUGUAAAAGAAAAUCCAUGGCUUCAAUUGCAAUUUCAAUGUCAUAUAUAAUUAAUUAUAUCAACGAUAAAUUGAAAUGGUAAAUUUCAGAAAAUUUACUUUCAUAAUACCCCGCGAACAAAUAAAUUCACGGAAUUCACGAGUCUUAACUAUUGAGCUGUUUUCCUUUGACACAUUGUUUUUUUUUUUGGCGUGUAUGAGUAAUGAGUCAGCCGUUCGAUUACAAUAUUACUUACAAUCAUGAGCUAAUGGUUUGUUACCACUUAUUACAAAAAAAAAAAUUGUUAAAACAUUUACAAGCAUGUACACACUCUCGAAAAUCAUUCCGAAUAUUUGUAAUGUAUUCAAUCAAACGCAUGUUUAUCGUAUAACAAGAAUAGCACUAGAAAUGUCUUUCAUCGUUUUUAAUAAAAUAAUUCUGUUAGUUAUGUAAAUAUCUACCAUGCAAUAUGUAAAUCAAAUUGUUAGUGCAUUGUCAGAAAUGUUUCUUUAAUAGAAACUAUUUUACAGCAACAAUUAGUCAUAUAGUAAACUAUUUCAUCAAAGCGUUUUAUGAUUAGCCGUUUAUGGUUUCCAAUAAAUACGGUAUAGUCUAUUAUUUAUUGUUAACACACGGUUGUAUCCCAGCGCAAACUUCUAGAUUUCUUUGUUUAAUUCCAAGGACAAAAAAUACAAUACGCGAGUAGAAGCUACGAUUGUGUGCUAAUACAUGAUCUGCGUUACAAAAUAAAUGUACCGGGCUUUCAAGGAAAUAUAACAGUUUAGCACAAUGUCUAUGGACGACAACACGCCGUCUGCAGGCGACAACUCGCCGGUGCAGGACUUCUACCGGGACUGCGGGGUGCUGGUGACGGGCGGGACAAGAUUCCUGGGAAAGCUCGUCAUAGAGAAGAUCCUGCGAUGCUGUCCUGCCGUCAGGACCGUGUACGUGCUGAUACGACCGAAGAAAGGCGUGUCGGCGGAGGACAGGAGGAAGGCGCUUAUGGACAACGAGGUGUUCGAGCGCAUGAAGAGCGAGCAGCCCGACUGGCAGAGCAGGCUCGUGUUCGUGUCUGGAGACUGCUCGCAGCCUCGCCUGGGGCUGAGCGACACUGACUACCAUCACCUCACUCAACACGUCAACAUCGUGCUGCAUCUGGCCGCCACCGUCAGGUUCGACGAGACCUUGAAGGUGGCGAUCGCCAUCAACGUGAAGGGAACAGAAGAGGUCAUCCGGCUCUGCCGGGACUGUGUUCAUCUGAAGGCUGCAGUGUAUGUCUCAACUGCUUAUUCGAACUGCAUUCAUCAGCUGAUCAAAGAGGAGUUUUACGAGCCUCCCAUGUCAUUGGAUGACUUAUUUGCUCUUAUGGACUCAUUCACUGAACAGGAAUUACACAUGUUGUUCCCAAAAGUGAAAUGUCGUUGGCCAAACACUUACGCAUUCUCUAAAGCAAUGGCUGAAAAUUUGAUAUUAACUCAGGCAAAAGAUUUACCUGUUUCGGUCGUCAGACCAUCUAUGGUUGUAAACACAUACUACGAGCCAGUCCGCGGUUGGGUGGACAACAUGUACGGCCCAAUUGCAAUCUGUUGCGGCGUGGGAACCGGCCUGAUGCAUGUGUGUCACACCGCUGAGGAGGCCGUACUGGACAUUAUCCCAGCUGACAUGGUCACCAACUGCAUACUAGUAGCGGCUUCCCAGGCAGAUUACAGUGAAAAUGAUACUAUUCCAGUCUACAACAUUACAACACCAGAGAACAACUCGCUUACAGUAAGACGUUUUGAAGACUUUUUGAUGUAUAUGUUACACCGUUUUCCGUUAAAAACGUGUAUCUGGUACCCAUUCUGUUUCCACAUCAAAAACUAUAGGCUGUAUAUGCUUCUAACUUUUUUCCUGCAUUUUAUACCAGGAUGUGUAGUGGACUGUGGACUUCGUUUGAAGGGGAUGCCACCCAUGGUAACGAGACUAUACAGAAAAAUACAGAAAUAUUCUGUUUUUACGGGUUAUUUUGCCACGAAAACUUGGAAAUUCAUGAAUGGGAAUACAAUAGAACUUUAUGCCAAACUUGAAGAAAGAGACAAAGAGAUAUUUUAUUUUAACACGAGUGUGAUAGACUGGAUGCAGUUUAGACAUGACUGCACUCUAGGAGUAAGGAAAUACUUGCUACAUGAACCACUCGAUAAUCUACAGGAGACAAAGUUUCGUUUACGAAUGUUUACAAUAGCCCAUAGAGUGCUGAAAGUUAUAUUUUACGGCGUGGUGUUGUGGACUGGAUGGCGCCUCAUUAAAAUCUCGACGAUUGACUUACUGCAGUAUUUUUAAGAGGGAAUCUUUAAUGCUGAUAUAAACAUUAUAUACAGAGGUUAUGUGUUAUUUAACUUUUGUUAAAAUAUUAUACGAUAUGAAUU
Messenger RNA from Bacillus rossius redtenbacheri, 6323 nucleotides. Its product is annotated as fatty acyl-CoA reductase wat-like. Gene Ontology annotation, molecular function: alcohol-forming very long-chain fatty acyl-CoA reductase (NADP+) activity. Gene Ontology annotation, biological process: long-chain fatty-acyl-CoA metabolic process. The record is from RefSeq and is a predicted model, not a curated record. Gene Ontology annotation, cellular component: peroxisome. The coding region runs from base 4708 to 6237 and encodes 509 amino acids. The transcript is spliced from 8 exons. NCBI's taxonomy places the organism in Eukaryota, Metazoa, Arthropoda, Insecta, Phasmatodea, Bacillidae.